Messenger RNA from Prorocentrum cordatum, 801 nucleotides. Lineage: Eukaryota; Dinophyceae; Prorocentrales; Prorocentraceae. The record is from the annotation of a GenBank genome assembly.
AUGACGGGGUCCGCGGCUUGGUCCGCGGUGGUCCAGAUGUGGCCCGCGAAAUCGUGCUCGACGAACAGGGCCGCGGUCUUGGCGCACUCGAAGAAGCGAGGCCACACGCACACGGUGAAGCGGGACGAGCUGCCCCUCGAACCCCACUUCGCGGGGUGCAAGGUGAGCCAGGUCGGCGAGGGCGGCUUUGGCCUUGCCGAACUCCGUCUGCAGGCGCAGGCGCAGCUGCAGAGCUCGGUGGUGGAGGUGCAGAACCACCUGCGGGUCACCUGCGAGGAGGUCUGCGCAGCCCGGGCCUGCAGCGAGGAGGCCUACCAGAGCAUGGCGAAGCGGUUCAACCAGAUCGACGAGAACGUGCGGGCUCUCGAGGUGGAGCUGGGCGCGGGCACCGGCGAGGGAAAGCGGCAGUUGGGCCAGGUCCAGGGGGAGCUGGCAAAGAUCCACGAGUCGCUCGCACAGGUGGCCGGCGACCUCCAGGAGCACCGGCGGGCCUCCUGCGCCGCGCACCACCGGCUGCUGGCGCAGCUGUCCGGGCUGCAGGGCGCGGGGUGGAGCUCCCCACCGUGUCCCGCGGGCGGCUCGCCGCCGCCCGCGGUCACGUCCUGCACUGUGUCGCCGGCCAGGUCCAUGGAGGCGCCGUCGCAUGGACCCCCGGCGGGCUGGCAGUUGGGCUCGCCGGGCACCCCGAUCGCCUCGCCGCAGACGCCGGGCGCGUACACGGUGGCGCUGCCAGCUCCCGCCGCGGGCUCGAUCGCCGUGCAGUCCACCGCCGAGUCAGGCGUACUGGGAGGGGCCACCUAA